GAUAACACCGCAAAACGCUCUCUACUCCCUCAUCCCUCUCUCUCUCACAUUUCUCUCUCUAGGGUUUCUCUCUCUCUCCCUCUCUCCCUCUCUCUCUCUCUCUCUCGUCGAUCUCUAGCUUUCCUUCUAGGGCUUUUCCUUCAUUCGUACAUGACUUUGUUGCAUCGUGUACCAGUGGUGUAUCAGUCAGUGAGGUAUGCAUUAUCUUCGUAAAUUUUGUACCCUUCAUUUUCAAACACUAAAUCGCUCGAUUUCUUUGGAAUUUAUUCGGUUUCGGAUCAAUUCCUUGGGUCCCAAUGGUAUCAGUGAUGAACAGCGGCGAUUGUGAUCUAGAUAGGGGCUCUGAAGAGCCUCAUGUUAGAACUAGGGUUUCAGACGAUGGUGGUGUUGGUAGUUCUGACAGAGGCGCCUAUGGUGGCAUUGAUGUAGAGAAAUCUGUCAAUUUUUCUGUUUCGAAUGAGGGUAGGACUUUGCAUCGGUUCGAGAGUGAAGCUAACGCGGGCGGUACUGUUAGGUUUUUAGAUGAUCAUGUUAAUGUGCAUGCUGAAUUAGUUGAAUCGGAGAAUGAGGGAUCUGGGGGGGUGAGGGUUAGGGUUUCUGAUGGGAUUGUGAUUGAUGAUAGAGGAGUAGGUGGGGAAACGGAAUCUAGAGUUUUGGAGGAUAAGGUGGAAGGCAUGGUCUCGAGAGAUGGUUCUUAUCAACAAAAUGAUGGAAAUGAUGGGAUGGAAAGGGAGGGAGUGGUAAGGAGUGCUGGUACGUGUGACCCUUGGAAUGAUCGGACAAAGCUGAUGGUUUCACCUGUUGAAGCGGGGAAGUAUGCUGUUUCUCUGUAUGACUCUUCGUUAUCGAAGUUUGAUGAUUUUGUUGGGAAAGAGAACUGUGGUCUAGUGAAUAUGGGAGUGUCGAAUGUAGUGGGCUAUGGAUUUGAAGUAGGGGAUAUGGUGUGGGGGAAGGUGAAGUCUCACCCAUGGUGGCCAGGGCAUAUUUUUAAUGAAGCUUUUGCAAGUUCUUCAGUACGGAGAGCAAGAAGGGAGGGUCAUGUGUUGGUUGCUUUUUUUGGCGAUAGUAGCUAUGGAUGGUUUGACCUGGCUGAACUUAUACAUUUUGAUCCCAAUUAUACUGAGAAAUCACGGCAGAUGACUUCAAGAAACUUUGUGAAGGCAGUUGAAGAGGCUGUUGAUGAGACAAGUCGGAGAUCUAGUCUUGGUUUGGCAUGCCGCUGUAGGAACCCCUAUAAUUUUAGACCCACAAAUGUUUUGGGAUACUAUGCAGUUGAUGUGCCUGAUUAUGAGCCUGGAGGGAUUUAUUCAGCAAGUCAAAUUGGAAAGGCAAGAGAGAGUUUUCGUCCAGGUGAGACUCUUUCUUUCUUAAAGCAGUUGGCAAUGACACCCCAGUGGAUUGAGGAAAGUAGCAUUGACUGGAUUAAGAAUAAGGCUACAGUUCUUGCUUACCGCAAGGCUGUGUUCGAGGAGUUUGAUGAGACUUAUGCUCAGGCGUUCGGCAUGCAACCAGUAAGACCUCAUCAACCAACAAUUGCAUUGGAUCAAUCCCUUAAAGAACCAGCUCGAGCUCCUUUGAGUGGUCCACUGGUCAUGGCAGAAGCUCUUGGUGGUGGGAAGAGCUUGACCAAGCCUGUGAAAGUCAAGGACCAAUCAAAGAAAGACAGAUAUCUUUUCAAACGGAGAGAUGGGCCUAACGACUCAAAAACCCAUCAAAUCAGACAAGGACCUGCUAGAUCUUCUGCGCAAUCAUCUUAUGUCCAGGGUUCAACAUUAGCUUCUGGGGACUUUGUGUUCCAAAAGAGAGCUCCUGAUGCUUCUACAAAUUCUCAAAUUGUGUCUAGCUGCGAGCGGGCUGUGGAUAUCAACAGGGAUAGUGCUGCAGUUCUGGCUCAAGAUGUACCUGUCAAAGAAGCUGUAAACCUAGACAAGAGACCUGUAACGGCUGCUUCGGAGGUCAGCAAAAGUAAGGUUGACUCCUCGACCAGUUCUGUUAAUUUUCCAACUGAACAUUCUUCCUCGCCUCAAAGUUCUACUACAGUUGCGGUUUCACCUCUUGAUAUGGGGAAGGGUGCUUCACAGGAAUCAAAAGAGAGGAUUGAACUACACAUGGUUGCAGAUCCCACAGGCACAGUUGGGUCCAUUCUUUCAGUUGAACAGGCAUUUCUGAGUGCAGCAGAUGGUUCACCACACAUUGUUCAGCAGCAAGGUGACUUAAAAUAUGAGUGUGCAAAAGCAGCUUCUAAAGCUAGUGGAGUUUUUGAGCAAUCUAAUCAGAGCUUGCCAGUGAGAGUGGAGGAACACCUUGCACCAAAUAAUGUUCAGGAUGGACAGAAAGGUGCACAACUCGUAAAGCUUCCCUCUGAGGAUCUAAAAGUUAUUGAUGGAGGGGUGAAGGCUAAAGUUCUUAAGCGGCCUGUAGGGGACUUGGGCUCUGCCAAGGCUAUUCCUGGGGAUAAAAAGAAGAAAAGGAAGAGAGAAUUUGGUUUGGAAACAGGCCCUCUUCAUCCUCAGAAAGAGACAGCAACUGGGAGAUGUGGAGUGGCAGUUGGAAAAUUAUCAGGAAAAUCCAUUCAGGAUGGUUCAACUCCUAGAGAGGAUAAUCAGGUUGAUAUUCCAAAGAAAGAUGGGGUUGGUAGUUUCAUGUCUGAUUCUGCUGGGAUUGUUGGCAUGGGUAAUAGUGAAACUGAACUACCACAAUUGCUAAGUGAUUUGCAUGCUCUUGCUCUUGAUCCCUUCCAUGGUGUUGAAAGAAAGUGUCCAGCAACCGCUAGACAUUUCUUUUUGCGAUUUCGGUCUCUUGUCUACCAGAAAAGUUUGGUUUUGCCUCCAGCAGAGACAGAACCUCCUGAAGUUCGUGCCUCUAAACUUUCAGUGGGUCCUCGCUCUUCCGACAAUCCUCCUAGUGAGAAUCUGAAAGAUAUGCCAUCUUCGAAACCCCCAAGACCACUGUUCAGAACUGAUGAUCCAACAAGAGCUGGUCGGAAACGUGGUCCAUCAGAUCGCCAAGAAGAAAUUGCUGCAAAGAAGUUAAAGAAAAUGAAGGAGCUGAAAUCCUUGGCUGCUGAGAAGAAGGCCAGCCUAAAGCAUCCAGAAGUCCAACGGGGAGAGGGAAAAGAAACGAGUGCUUCAGCACCAGUAAAGCAAGCCAAAGCAGAUACUGCCAAGAAAAUGGGGCCUCCAGUAAAGGCAACUGAUCCCACGAUGCUGAUCAUGAAGUUCCCUCCUCGAACGUCCCUUCCAUCGGUCAUGGAGUUGAAGGCAAGGUUUGCACGUUUUGGACCCUUGGACCACUCAGCCACCCGUGUUUUCUGGAAGACCUCCACUUGCCGAAUUGUGUUUAUGCACAAGGUUGAUGCACAGGCAGCAUACAAAUAUGUUGCUGGAAACAACUCCCUUUUUGGCAAUGUUGCUGUUAAAUACUACCUCAAAGAUCUGGAAGCUACGGCGCCUGAGUUACCAGAAUUGGGCAGAGGUCGAGCAGAGGACACUUCCAGUGAGAUCCUGCAGCCUAGAGAUUCUGGAAUUGAACAACGGCUGCCUUCGACACCCCUGCACCAGCCAACUCGACAGCCAGCAGUCCAGCUGAAGUCGUGUUUGAAGAAAUCAUCAGGGGAAGAGGCAGCAGGGCCAGGGGUAGGACCAGGGCCGGUCACUGGUGGUGGCAGUGGCAAUGUAAGAGCGACCCCGCGUGUAAAAUUCAUGUUGGGUGGGGAGGAAAGUAGUAGGGGGGAGCAAUUGAUGGUUGGUAAUAGAAACAACUACUUCAACAAUGCUAGUUUUGCAGAUGGUGGUGCAUCUUCUUCUUCUUCUUCUGUUGCAAUGGAAUUUAAUAGUAAGAACUUUCAAAAGGUUAUUCCUCCUCCAUCUCCGCAGCCUAUUCUCCAAUUUCCUCCAUUUUUGAAAGCUCCAAAUAAUUUGCAUCACAUGGAAGUAUUGCCCAGAAAUAACAAUUAUAAUGCUGCUCCCCUUGCAUCGCCGCCGCCUCCUCUUCCUCUUCAUAUUCCUUUACCUCCGAGCGCGACCCCUGUUGACAUUUCACAGCAGAUGAUAGGCCUUCUAACGCGGUGCAAUGAUGUAGUAACCAAUUUGAAGGGCUUUUUAGGCUACAUACCCUACCAUCCCCUAUGACCAAGGCAGCAACUGAGACCAAAAACGAGGACAAAAUGCUCAAUGUGAACGAACCCCCCAUUCUGAAUCCAUCAGCAUGUGAUGCCGAUGCCGAUGCCGAUGCCAAAUUUUAGAUUUGGUAAGAGCGAGCGCGUGGCUUUAGAAAGAAAGAAGGCCAUUGCGAGUAGAAAAGAAGCCUUUUUUAUUGUUUGGGGGGGGGGGGAGGAGAUGGAAAAAGUUGAUAUUGUAAUUUAGAGAGAGGAGGGACGCUCCGAAAUCCCAUACCAAAAAGAGCGAUUGUAUACGAUGUGGGAGUGGGUUGACGUUGAAGAAGGUUGGUGCCCAUCUUCCUCUAUUUUGUGUUAUAUUGUUUUCAUUUUGAGUUUUAUUUUUCUUUUUAAUUUAUAAGCGCAUUCCCCACUGCCCAACAUUUCAUGUAGCUUUUAUUAAAGAAAGUCUUCUUUAGUUUAGUAGCGAAGAUAUUACUUCAA
Malania oleifera is the source of this 4600-nucleotide messenger RNA. Its product is annotated as PWWP domain-containing protein 1-like. Bases 297 to 4130 code for a protein of 1277 amino acids. The record is from RefSeq and is a predicted model, not a curated record. NCBI's taxonomy places the organism in Eukaryota, Viridiplantae, Streptophyta, Magnoliopsida, Santalales, Ximeniaceae. The transcript has 2 exons.